Brettanomyces bruxellensis is the source of this 1557-nucleotide messenger RNA. RefSeq lists its product as uncharacterized. The record is from RefSeq and is a predicted model, not a curated record. Bases 1 to 1557 code for a protein of 518 amino acids. The transcript has a single exon. Lineage: Eukaryota; Fungi; Ascomycota; Pichiomycetes; Pichiales; Pichiaceae.
AUGGAGGAGAUAGACUUUUUUGCUAAAUCAGAGCAAAGCCUGAUGCACGACUUCGGCAACUACCAUAAGGAUUUAUUGGUUAGUGUUAGUUUGGUAGGUUGCUUUUCAAUUCUUCUAGUGCUUUUCGGAAUUUUUUUUUAUAGAAGCUACAAAGAUUAUCAAAAGUACCUACGCAAUGAAAAAGGAUCACACAGAAAUGAUGAGGAAUUCUUACCAUUGAAUAAUGUAUCAAUACAAUCGCCAGCUCCAUGUAUGGUUAGACAAGUUGACACUAAUAGCUCAGAAAUAUCCCGGCAUAUAGUUCAGCAGCAAGGAAGAAAUUCAGAAAGCUUCUAUAAAGUCCAAAAUGGAGACUCUGAGCUAGUUGGAGCUACAACAGGGAAAAAAGGGUUAUGCUCUGAUAUUGAGCCUAGAAGUGAUACUAUAUCGAGCGCCAAUGCAUUCAAAGGAGCACAAGCUUUACUGAAGGCUACCUCUAAUAACCUACACAACAUUUUUAGGGGCCUCAGUUCUAUGAGCCAUUCUGCUGCAGAGCAUUUAAAUCAUAAAAAGGCUUCAAAAGAGUUGACAACUUCAAGCACAAUAACACUUCCAUCCUCUAUGCUCGGUUCUCCCUUGUGCACUCCAAUUAGAGUCGUCGAUAAAAUGGGGAAAACAGAUGGAAUUUCCAAUAUUCCAACAAAUAUUGCAGGUUUGGAGAUACGUUUUACUUCAUCAAACCAUCCAGACCAUUCAUCCAUAAAUGAUAACAAGUCUUCAAGAACAACAAGGUAUACAAUAAAGUACUUGAGCAGUCUAGGAUCAGAAGAAAAAAUGAACACAUUAAUCAAUAUGGCUAACGAAGGCACAACACUUCUUUCUUCCAUUAUGCUACCUAAUACACCAUUAAUGCCAAAUGCGGGAAGGAAAGAUAUUAUGGACGACUUGCAGGAUAUUAGUGACGAAUUCAAUCGGCACCGGGACGAGACAACACCAUUGUUAAUCCAAACUGUUCGCUUUUUGUCACAUUCACUAGGUAUGCAGAGAUAUCAGAAUCCAAGAAUCUUCACACAAAAUUAUGCCAAUGUGAUAAAACAAAUCAUAAAUCAAGGAUUAGUCAAAAAAGUCUCAGAUGUCUCGCCCAUACUUCAAAUACUUCUCUCUGAAACGAUUAUGAGGUACUGCAUGGCUUCUUGGAAAUUUUCAACAGCUGAACAUAAGGUUUUAGAUGUGAAAUUGGCCGAGUGGGAACUCGAACCAUCUGUUCCAAACAAGUUGGAAACUUGCAAAUUAAUAUUAAAGAUGCUCGAAUCUAAAGUGCUGACAAGCAGCUUCUUAGAUUUGUUAGAUAUAUUCUCUGUGCAGAAAGAUGAUGAAAUCAUUGCAUUCCUUGAAAGUCGCUUAAAGGAUUUCAAAAAUAUUUCUCUGGUCUAUGAAAAACUAAGUGCUAUCAUUCGUAAGAAAUCCUUGAAGAAAGUCACAAGUACACUUUCGUUAGCGAAAAAUAAAAGUGGGCAUAUUAAUGAUUCCCUACCUGGAUCAUUGUACAGGCGGCAGGGAAAGCAGAACAACGUAUAG